UUCAGUAAUCUUUCCAGGUUAUCAUAUCUAUAUUUGAGUUAUUAUGACAUCAAAGAAAUCAAAGUAGACACCUUCCGAAAUCUGUCCAGUUUCACAUAUCUGAAUUUGAGUUUUAAUGAUAUCAAAGAAAUGAAAGGAGAAAUAUUCCGAAAUCUUUCCCGUUUAACAUCUCUGUAUUUGGGUGGUAAUGGCAUGAAGAUCGAAGCACAAAUCUUCCAAAAUCUUUCCGGCUUAACAACUCUAUAUCUGAACGACAAUAACAUAACGUAUAUUCAACGUGAUAUCUUUGCAAACCUUCCGAAUUUAGAAGAAUUAUACUUGAAUGAAAAUAAUAUCGACAAAAUUCAAGUAGGGACAUUCGAUGAUCUGACCAGGUUAAGAUAUCUAGAUUUGGGUGGUAAUGAUAUGAAGGAAAUCAAAACAGAGCUAUUCCAAAAUCUUCCCCGCUUAAGAACUCUAUACUUGAAUGGAAAUAACAUCGACAAAAUUCAAGUAGGAACCUUUGAUAAUCUGUUCCAGUUAAGCUCUCUAUAUUUGAAUGGAAAUAACAUCGACAAAAUUCAAGUAGGAACCUUUGAUAAUUUGCCCUGGCUAAGAUAUCUAAAUUUGAGCAACAACCAAAUACAAAACUAUGAGGAUGGCGCGUUCUUAUUCCUUCCCAAUAUUAAUUACAUUGACCUCAGAAACAAUAAAGCUAAGAUGUGUGAAUGUCAUCUGCCAGCCUUGGUCAAUUAUACGAAAUCAGAGUUCGGCAGAACUCUGGAGGUCCAGGGCGAAUGUCAAACAGAUUCAGGCAAUAACCAAAACAAAGUAAUACCUAUAAUGGAAUACUCACAAUGUCAAAAUUACUCUUUAUUUCAACGGAAUUUGCAGUGUCAGACAUGUUCUGGAAUGAUGUGCAAUAAUACAAAUGUAUCAUACUGUACAGGUGAUGAGCCUGUAUGCCAAUUUAAAUUAUCAAUGGAUGGCAUUAAACUGAAGUUUGAAAAAUCCUGCAGAACACACAGAAAAUGUGUUGAUGCUAUGGGAGGCAAUGUGUAUAAAUGCAAUGAAUUGACAAGUGGCUCUACCUGCGUUGCUUGCUGCAUCGGAAACUUAUGUAACAAGAAGGAUUUCAUAGGUUGGACCAAUUCUUUUGUAUUUCAUCUGAUUUCCAAUUCUACAUUGAAGAAGUUCAAUGAAUAUAAAAGUUCGGUUGAAAACGUAUCUAGAACUAUGGAGCAUGAGUUAUCAAACUUGGCAGGAAAUUUCGAAGUGCAAUAUUGUGGCUUCGAAAAGAAUAGCGAAGUAUUUACUAUUACUUGCAUAGUACUACGUACAACUACUAAAGACCAAAUUUUUACACAAGUUUUCGAAGCUUUUCAGACAUCACAGACUUUGCGUGAUUUGGGAUUGCAACAACGGAACAUGGAGUUAAUUAAUGAAAUGUUUUGUGAUGAAAUCACUACAGCAACUAGCAAUGGCACUUUCCAUUGGCCAAUGACAAGAGUAGGAACUAGUGUGACGAUCCCAUGCCAUGCAAAUGUAGCAACGAGAUACUGUUCUUCCGGAAAGAUGGAAUAUUCCGAAAUGCCAACAAGUCAUUAUGUGAAAUCACCAAAAUGUUCACCAUUCACUGGUGUCUGGAAAGAACCAGACAUGUCUCAGUGUUACAAUACAGAGGGGAUCACUCAACAACUAGAAAACAUCACAAGUGAAGACAUCGAUAAAGAAAAUGUUGAGGAGAUUUCAACAAUAGUCCGCGAUAUUUCCAAGAAAUCAGUUUAUUUCAAAGCAGAAGAUAUUGACUUGGCUGUUGAUAUUCAAGAGAAAAUGCUGCCAUUGAUAUCGAAUGUGUCCACAAAUAUAACACUGAAUAACAUACUUCCUAGUAUCAACAAUAUGAUAGACACACCGGAAGAGAUUUUGGUUGAAGCAGAACAAUCAGAUGGAACUGGGAGCAGAAUGCUGGACAUUAUAGAAGCAAUCCCUGAAGAGAUUCCACUGGAAGAGCAGCAACUCACAGUUUUACAUCCUAAUCUUGGUAUUGGUGUUAUCAAAGUGGAGAAGGACACGUUCAAUGGUGCUGUCUUUGGUAUUUCAUUUGGAAAUAAAGAAAACGAAGCAAAGACAAUGAUAUAUAACAACUCAGAUUCAUAUCUACAAGUAAAUGAUAAUGUAGACUUCAUUUCAUUACCAAUGAGUUUGUCAAAACAUCUGAAAACCGAAGAUCAGUCUGCCGUUUCAAGGAUUACGUUUUUCUCCCUGCAGGAUGAUAAGCUAUAUAGGGUAAAACAAAAUUCCAGCGCCAAAGCAAAUACUACAAUUAUCAGCAAUAUUAUUGCCGCAAAUGUUCCCAACGUUCAAAUAAUGGACCUUGACCAACCAGUAACCAUAUCGGUCGGCUUAACAGAAAAGAAUCCUGGCAACUUACGGUGUGUUUAUUGGGAUGAAACUCUUGGACAGGAACCCCAUUGGUCAACAAAAGGCUGUAAUACAUCCACAUAUGUACCUGCAGAGAAAAUGAUUUGCUCCUGUGACCAUCUGACAAGUUUUGCCGUUUUAAUGGAAAUCUACGCGAUUCCGGCACAUGGAAACAUUAGCCACCUCUUAUAUAAAACAUCUUACAUUGGCUGCGGAAUAUCAUUAGCCUGUCUAUUACUCACAGUAAUAUUUUAUGUUUGUUCCAAAUGUCUUAGGAAAUUAAUGCCUUCAAAGAUUUUAAUAAACAUGUGUAUUUCUUUGGCUAUCACUAACGUUAUCUUUCUUGCUGGGAUGCGGCCAUAUGACUCAGAAAAAGCUGCUUGUAAGGCAGUGGCUGCUCUGUUACACUUCUUCAUUUUGACAUCUCUUAUGUGGACGGCUGUUGAAGCCCUUCAUAUCUUCUUGCGUAUGCCAUCUUUUAUGAUAAAGAGUUCAAUCGCGGCGUGGGGUCUUCCAGCUGUCAUUGUCGCAAUUACUCUGGCAAUUAACCACACAAACAAUUACAUCAGAAUUGCGGACGUCUGCUGGCUAUCCAAGGUGUCUUUCUACGUCGCUUUCCUGGCUCCUGUGGUGGCCAUUCUCCUCUUCAACUUUAUCGUGAUUUUUCUCGCUAUCUGUCGACGUAGCUCAAAGAAAAGUGACGAGCAGUCUGAACACGAAAUAAAGAAAAUGCGUGUUUUUGGCAUCUUUAGUGUGACCAUCUUGUUCGUGUUAUCUUGGGUCAUAGCAUUCAUCGCUGAGGAAGAAGGAGUUGGAGUGUUUCACAUACUCUUCAUUAUCUUCAAUAUCCUUCUCGGAAUGUUUAUCUUCAUAUUCUACUGUAUAUACAAGAAAGAUGCCAGAGAUGCCAUUUCCUCAUAUGCAAUGAGAGCCAAUAAAAGUUCAAAUUCUGGUAAUAAAACAGAUGUUGGAACAGCAGAGACGAGAACAUAAUCAAGAAUAUAAAAAAUUAAUGUCUUUGAGAAUCUUCUUUUCUUCUUAUAUUACAUUAAACAUGCUUGCAUAAAAGAGAACUUCAUUUUUAUCUAUCAAUACAACACUACGAAACUUAGACACUUUAUAAAUCGCAAUGUACUUUAAACCUUCUUAUUUUCUGUAACUCACAAAAUCUAACAUCAUAUGGUUUGAUUUGUAAUUCUAUAGAUAUUUUCUAACUGCCAAUUUUCACUACUAAUUUUCAAUAUAAUCUUUAACUUUUAUUAACGAAGAAAUAAAUGUGGUUUCUUAAUACAA
Molecule: messenger RNA, 3696 nt
Organism: Octopus sinensis (East Asian common octopus)
Lineage: Eukaryota; Metazoa; Mollusca; Cephalopoda; Octopoda; Octopodidae
Product: adhesion G-protein coupled receptor G6-like
Exons: 29
Coding region: 130-3396 (1088 amino acids)
Biological process (GO): G protein-coupled receptor signaling pathway; cell surface receptor signaling pathway
Cellular component (GO): membrane
Molecular function (GO): G protein-coupled receptor activity; protein binding
Source: RefSeq, a predicted model, not a curated record